GUACCCUUGAUCACAUGGGAGUUUCAAAAGUGUCUGACAGAUGCUUGCAAUCUAACCCCGAACAAGUGGAUUGAUGUAACAAGUCAGAAGCACCUGUCAACAAACAUGGAAAAUGCCAGUGACCCACAACUAGGGAAUGACGAAGCCUCUAGUGCUUUGUCUGUGUUUGCUGUGGUGUCUGGAGUCUACCGUUGCAUAGGGCGCAACAAGCUGGGAAAGAACAGCACCCAAGUCCCAUUCUAUGUGUCUGAUGUUGCCACUGGCUUUGGCAUCCUGCGUGAGCCAGCUGGAUACGAUCUCCUCACUGACAUGGUGGAAACGGUGGAGAAUACAAGCGCCAGCUGCACCUGCCGCGCGAAUCGGCUCAAGUACAAUGCCCCGCGCUGGACGCUGGAAGAUGGUGGCGAAGUGCUGAUCAAGAACAACACUAUGCAUGGUCUGACGGUGGCCGAAUACAGGACGAAGUAUUCGCACGUUGCUGUGUUGAAUUUUGAUGGCAUCGAGCUUCAGAUGUCUGGCACGUACUACUGCAGCGCGGUGGAGCAGGAGAGCGUGACAGAGCUGCCCUCUCGCGUGAUGCCAAUGGCGAUGGAGGUCAAGCAAAUACAACCGCCAGUAUGGAUCUCUCGUCUGAGGGGGAUGCUGAGCAGGGAUGCUGAGAGUAUGCACAACAUGACCUGUCAAGCGGAUGGCUUUCCCGAGCCAACGUUCAUGUGGUACAAAGACGGCGUGUUGCUGGAUGCAAGUACGGCCACAGGAAUUAUCAGCAAGAAUAUCACGCAAGGUCAAAUGUUGAUUAUCGAACGCUUAGUGAAGGAAGAUGACGGCUUAUAUGAGUGUGAGGCUAGCAACCUGGGUGAUAUCAUAAGGAGCGGCGAAACGCUGAAAGUUAUUGUGCUUGCUGAAGGAGGAGUGAGCCCAGGAUUACUAGUUGGAGUCAUUCUAGCCAUCCUCAUCAUUUGCAUCUUGGCCGUGUGGCUUAUCUGGAAACUCUACUUCAGACGGCAACUGAAAAAGUGGGCAGUGAUAGCUACCAGAGAGUUGAAUCCAGACCGUAGCAUUGAAGGAGAAAUUAACCCGGACAUACCCAUUCAGGAUCAGGCAGAGUUGCUCUCAUUCGAUCCACGAUACGAGUUUCCCAAGGAACGCCUGACGCUGGGUAAGAAGCUAGGACAGGGCGCGUUCGGCUGCGUGAUGAGAGCGCAGGCUGUAGGAAUCGAUGAGCAGGAAGCCUCGACCACAGUCGCCGUUAAGAUGUUGAAAGAAAGAAUUUUAGUGGACAUGUCUCAAAGGAAAGCAUUACUGUCUGAAAUAAAGAUUCUAAUUCACAUAGGCCAUCAUUUGAACAUUGUCAACCUUCUUGGUGUCAUCACAAAGCAUGGCAUCCUCUUCCUCAUCAUGGAGUACUGCAAGUUCGGCAGCCUGCGUGAAUUCCUGCGCAAAAACCGCAGCAACUUCGUCUACGAGCCAGAUGGCAGCAACCUGGACGACGACAGCGUCACCAACGGUAAUAGAUCGCGUGUGACGAGCGUGGCUGAUGUGUCUGCCGCCAUGAGCAGGCAGGCGUCAGCCGUGUCAGACAACUUGACGCAGACAACUGGACUCACGGGCGACACUGAGGGAGGUGGUGAGGAGGGCAGAGCGAACCGUGGCCAGUCGAUCAGGAAGCAGAAGCCGAUCACCGUGCAGGACUUGCUGACGUACGCCUACCAGGUCGCGCGCGGCAUGGAGUUCCUCGCAUCGCAAAAGUGCAUUCAUCGUGAUCUGGCCGCGAGGAACGUGCUGGUAGCAGAUGAUGACGUCGUUAAGAUCUGUGACUUUGGAUUAGCCAAAGACAUGGAAAUGUAUCCUGACUAUGUGAAGCAGAGUGCAGGUCCGAUGCCUAUCAAAUGGAUGCCACUUGAGAGUAUUCUAGACAAGGUCUUUUCAAGUCAGAGUGAUGUGUGGGCGUUUGGCAUCCUGCUGUAUGAGAUGUUUGCAUUGGGAGGAAGCCCGUAUCCCGGCAUAGAGAUCAACAACGAAUUUAUUCAGCGUCUCAAGAACGGUUAUCGAAUGUCGAAGCCCAUCUAUGCGCCACGCGAGACGUACAGGGUGAUGCAAGAGUGUUGGAAAGAGGAGCCUGAGCAGAGGCCAACAUUUCACCAGCUAGUGCAGAAGAUAGGAAACAUGCUAGAGGGGGAUAUUAGACAGCAUUAUCUCGACCUGAACAACACCUACCUGCGCCUGCUCGAUGACAGUCUAGAUCAACGCGCCACCGCGAACACGUCGGUGACCGACCUGACACCUGGCGGCGCUCACCCGUACUACGUGAACGUGCCGGACGAGCACGGCUACGUGAAUCUGCCGACGCCUGUGCGGCGGGACGAGGUCACGCGGCUCACGUCCUCGAACAACUCGAACAACGCGGACGCCGCCGUCGUCGCGGCAACGCCGCCGCCGCUGCACCCGGGUUACGACAGCCUGCCGCUGCAGACGCGCAAGGUCGACGUCGACAAGAGUCCGCGGCCGAUGCGCAAGGUCAGCGAGCGGCCGCGUGACGAGCUGCGAGGCAAGCCCGGCGUGCUCUACGUCACCAACAUUCCCGACGACGGCGUCGGCGGCGGCGCGCGCGAGCGGCAAGCUCCGCGUGACGACGGCGAGAAGUUUGCCGGGCCGGCGUCGCCGAGCUAUGCGAACGACACGCUGGCUGCUCCGCGGGGCCACCUGACGUCGGAUUCGGACACGUCGUCGGGUUACUGGGGCGAGAACGCCGAGCCGCCGAGCUACAACGUUGUCAUGAUGGCGGCGACGCCGCCCUCGAGCCCACGUGACGACGCGAGGGUCGAUGCCGUCUGAUCGGUCGAUCACUAUGGUUUCAGAUGGGUCGUCACAAAGUUCGAGUUUAGAGCACGAGCGAUACGCAAAGCGAGUAGGAGAGAGAGAGAAAGAGAGAGAGAGUACAGGAGAGAGGAGAGAGAGAGAGAGAG
Messenger RNA from Priapulus caudatus, 2966 nucleotides. Its product is annotated as vascular endothelial growth factor receptor kdr-like. NCBI's taxonomy places the organism in Eukaryota, Metazoa, Priapulida, Priapulimorpha, Priapulimorphida, Priapulidae. Gene Ontology annotation, molecular function: ATP binding; transmembrane receptor protein tyrosine kinase activity. Gene Ontology annotation, biological process: multicellular organism development; protein phosphorylation; positive regulation of kinase activity. Gene Ontology annotation, cellular component: signaling receptor complex. The record is from RefSeq and is a predicted model, not a curated record.